AGACUUUCCUCCCAACUUUUCCUUCGGCGUCGCCACCUCUUCAUAUCAGAUUGAAGGUGCCUGCAAGGAGGGUGGCAGGGGUGCUAGCAUAUGGGAUUCUUUUUCACACACUGAAGGAAAAACUGUUGAUGGAAGCACUGGUGACAUAGCCGUGGACCAUUAUCAUCGAUACAAGGAAGAUGUUGACCUUAUACAUGAGUUUGGGUUUGAUGCUUAUCGAUUCUCUAUAUCAUGGUCUCGAAUUUUCCCUGAUGGUUUAGGAACCAAAGUCAACGAUGAAGGGAUUGCUUUCUAUAACAAUCUCAUUAAUGCUCUUCUUGAAAAGGGUAUUCAACCCUAUGUAACUUUAUACCACUGGGAUCUUCCUUUGCAUCUUGAUGAAUCAAUGGGAGGGUGGUUAAAUAAGGAAAUUGUGAAAUACUUUGAAAUCUAUGCCGAUACUUGCUUUGCAAAAUUUGGUGAUAGAGUAAAAAAUUGGAUCACAAUCAAUGAACCUAUGCAAACUGCGAUAAAAGGGUAUGAUACUGGGAAACAUGCUCCUGGAAGACGUGAAGGUUCAGCAACAGAACCAUAUUUGGCAGCACACCAUCAGAUUUUGGCUCAUGCAAAAGCUGUUUCAAUAUACAAGAGCAAGUACAAGGAAAAGCAAGGGGGACAAAUAGGAUUGGUGGUGGAUUGUGAAUGGGCAGAGGCUAAUUCUGAAAAAAGUGAAGAUAAACUUGCUGCAGCAAGGUGCCUUGAUUUUCAGCUGGGAUGGUACUUACAUCCUCUCUAUUAUGGAGACUACCCUCAAGUUAUGCGUGAAAAACUUGGAAACCGACUUCCCAAGUUCUCAGAAGAAGACAAAGAGUUGCUUAGGAACACAAUGGACUUUGUUGGCCUGAAUCAUUAUACAACAAGGUUUAUUGCUCAUGCAACAGAUGGUCCUGAAGAAGUUUUUUUCUAUAAAGAUCAAGAGAUUGAAAGAAUUGCUCAAUGGGAAGGGGGUGAGAUGAUUGGUGAGAAGGCAGCUUCGGAGUGGCUCCAUGUUGUGCCCUGGGGCAUACGGAAGGUUUUGAAUUACAUAGCUCAGACAUAUAAUAAUCCCACGAUAUAUGUGACUGAAAAUGGUAUGGAUGAUGAAGAUGACAGUAGUUUGACUCUCCAUGAGGUGCUGGAUGACAAAUUGAGGGUUUCCUAUUAUAAGGGAUACCUUGCAGCAGUUGCUCAGGCUAUCAAGGAUGGGGUAGAUGUCAGGGGUUACUUUGCUUGGUCACUAUUGGACAACUUUGAGUGGGCUGAAGGCUAUACCAAGCGCUUUGGUAUAGUUUUCGUGGAUUACAAGAAUGGUCUCAGCCGGCAUCCAAAAUCUUCUGCAUAUUGGUUCUCAAAGUUCUUGAAAGGCGAUGAGAAUAAAACUGGCAAAGAAAACUAGAUCCCUAUAGAAGUGGAUCCUCUUCCUCCCUCUUACUCAAGCCUAGGUUUUCAUGUAUGAUGCUGCAUGGUAGUACUGUAGUUGGAGAUGAUGCAUUAGGUGAGUUUGUGGAUCACGUAGAUUCCACAGGCAUGCCACUCUCUCUAUGUAGCACCUAUUAUGUUUUGUGGUCCAAAUAAAGUAUUUGAGGGCACUUUGUAAUAUCACAAUAAUAUGAGGACCCUAGU
Molecule: messenger RNA, 1641 nt
Organism: Rubroshorea leprosula
Lineage: Eukaryota; Viridiplantae; Streptophyta; Magnoliopsida; Malvales; Dipterocarpaceae
Source: the annotation of a GenBank genome assembly